CAUUCGUUUUGGAGAUACGAUUCCUGACUAGGACAGGGGUAAUUGGACAUAUGAUUUGAGGUUUUAUCGUUUUAUGUGUCGAUAAAUUUUUCACAAAGUUUUAAACUUGAAACUUUUCUGUAUAACUGCACCACGAGUUUUAACUUCACAGAAUUUAACAUGUUGUCAUUUAAUUUAUUACAAAAAUUGAAUGCCACUGGAUCGGCCAGUCGAUUUGUUCGCCGCAACAUAUCGGCUUCAUCGGUAUUGAUGGCCAACGUUUCAGAUCCCAUCCAACAAUUGUUCUUGGAUAAAAUUCGCGAGUACAAAGGAAAAUUUGAUUCCAAAACAUUUGACCCCUCAAUUGAUAAAGGUUACAAGGCUGAUCUAGAGAAGAUUGGCAGACAAUACAACAUUGGACCAAAUGAAGAUCCUACCAAAUUCCCAACAAUUAAAUUUGAUGAACCCAAAAUUGAUCCACAAGUUUGAAGAUAAUACAUUUUGUGUGUUUUUAUACUAAUAUAAGUAGUGAUGUAAUUAUGCAGGAAUAGGAGGAUUAAGAGAUGGUAAAAUCAUUAAUAAACAUUGAUUUAUAAAGUUCA
Rhopalosiphum maidis (corn leaf aphid) is the source of this 581-nucleotide messenger RNA. Its product is annotated as ATP synthase-coupling factor 6, mitochondrial-like. NCBI's taxonomy places the organism in Eukaryota, Metazoa, Arthropoda, Insecta, Hemiptera, Aphididae. The record is from RefSeq and is a predicted model, not a curated record. The transcript is spliced from 2 exons. Bases 160 to 468 code for a protein of 102 amino acids. Gene Ontology annotation, molecular function: proton transmembrane transporter activity. Gene Ontology annotation, biological process: proton motive force-driven ATP synthesis.